AUGCGUAAGAUUCAAAUUUGGACAGAUGGAUCAUCAUUUAACAAUGGUACCAAAAAAGCUCAAGCAGGUAUCAGAGUUUUCUGGAAAGAUAAUCAUCCUAAUAAUUUGAGUGAAAGAUUACCAGGAUCAGAACAAACUAAUAAUCGUGCGGAAAUAUAUGCUAUAAUUCAUGCUCUUGAAAUUUGUGAAAAUAAAACAAAACCUUUAGAAAUAAUGACAGAUA
Molecule: messenger RNA, 223 nt
Organism: Racocetra persica
Lineage: Eukaryota; Fungi; Glomeromycota; Glomeromycetes; Diversisporales; Gigasporaceae
Source: the annotation of a GenBank genome assembly